Molecule: messenger RNA, 6493 nt
Organism: Haliotis rufescens (red abalone)
Lineage: Eukaryota; Metazoa; Mollusca; Gastropoda; Lepetellida; Haliotidae
Product: vascular endothelial growth factor receptor 1-like
Exons: 24
Coding region: 274-4428 (1384 amino acids)
Biological process (GO): cell surface receptor protein tyrosine kinase signaling pathway; positive regulation of kinase activity; protein phosphorylation
Cellular component (GO): signaling receptor complex
Molecular function (GO): ATP binding; transmembrane receptor protein tyrosine kinase activity
Source: RefSeq, a predicted model, not a curated record
UAGGUUGGGGAGGGCACUAGAUUAACGUAACUGCGAUGUUCAGCUGAACUCAGCCAGGGCACUUCAGUAUGAAAGCUCCUCUUUCACCAGUGAAGUCAUCAGUGGUAGUGGAUAUUACUACGAUUUACUAGCCAAGCCCUUAUGGCGCAGUUUCAUUCAUUGGAUUUGUGUGCAUGACACCCGUUUCUUCAUGGAUAUACUGUGUUUUCACACCUGGAGUAAUUCUUGCAAGCAAAAUGUGUCUUUGUAAACGUGAUACCUUGUGUUGAUGAUAUGCCAGACAAACCAAAGCUUAUUCAAGUAACUAUGAGCGGAAAGAUUUUGCUAGUGGGGAUCCUGUAUACACUGUCUUGUACAGUCUGUGCUGAAAUUGAUGACAAAUUAUACAAGAGCCGGCCAAAGAUCACUGGAAACUUUAUAGAUUCCACUGUCGUGCUGAAAGCUGGCGACAACUUUACUCUGCUGUGUGAGGGAGACUUUCCCUUGGAGUGGCAUGUGACUGCCCCGGGCCCACAAGAGAGGAUCGACAGUGGUGUUGCGAAGAUGGAAGUCUCUACUGGCGGCACUAACAAGACGGCAUCUCGUCUCACCCUGAGCAAUGCGCAGUACUACGACACCGGCAGCUACAGCUGCUACUACCAGGCGGACCAACGCAAGGUCCGGGAUGACUCCGCCGUCUACAUUUUUGUCAAAGAUUCACAACAUGCAUUGGUACCGAACCAGAGGAUGGGCUACCCGAUUCCUGUGCGUGUACGACACUACCGCAGUGCUAUCAUCCCUUGCCUCGUCACAGAUCCCUCCAUCAACGUCACACUCAUCAAACAAAUGGCCAACGAAGUGGUAGACAGCCGCAGUGAUGUCACUUACGACCCCAAAGUUGGCUUUACUCUCCAUUACCCGAAUUAUUACUUUGGUGGAUUGUUCUCCUGUGAGGUUGAGAAUUACACCGACUCUAUUCAAGUUGCCCUGCUUUAUAGCAAUUCACCCUCUACUCCAUAUCCCUUCAUUGAAAUCAGUCCGCCACACACACGGAUUUGGGCUGGGGAAUCUUUCACACUCACCUGUAAAGUGAACGUUGAUAGAGGUCACGUGAUUUUCAUCGAAUGGUUGUUUAAAAUGAAAGGGGUGAAGUCAAACUACUACAUAAUGAAGCCACGCAAAAAUCCGAUAAGGACUUCCAACUACAUGUACGAUGAAGUCUCAACCCAGAUAAAGGUGUUUGAUGUCAAUACAGAUGAUCAGGGCGUGUACACCUGCCAAACUGAGACCAAUCACCUCACUAAGUCAGUCUCAAAAAUACUGUAUGUCUACGAGAAAUCCGAAGUGUAUCUGAUGCCAGAGAAAGAUGUGGUUGAGACAACUCUUGGAAGUCAAAUGGCAGUGAUCCGGAUGGACAUGAACGCAUUCCCAAAGCCUGAUUUAUACUGGUAUUUCAACGGACAUCUUAUCACCAAUGAAAGCAACUUCAAGCAGUAUCAAUCCAAGGAUGAAGCAGCCUUGAAGAUUUUCUUUCCGUCGUCAGUGCAUAAUGGGAACUACACUCUCCAUGCAGUAACUGUUGACAUGAACGCCACAGCCAGUGUCAUUUUGCAAGUAUAUGGGCCACUCACAGCGACCCUCUCAGCUAAUCCCGACUACAAGUUGUUCACAACGGGGGAGAAGUACAGCCUUGUGUGUCAGACGUGUGGCUACCCCACUGGGAACAUCACAUGGUACUAUCAGGACUGCAACUCCACCUUGUGUACGGUCGAGGAGGACAGCUGGAUCCUCAUACAGCAGAAAAACUUAUCCAUGUACAGCACCAUACCUGUUGUGAAAAACGUGACUGGAAUCUAUCGUUGUGAUGUCAAAAAUGACAUUGGUGGUGAACACAAGGAUUUCAAGUUCAUUGUUACAGACCAAGUUCCCAGCAAAUCUGGCAUCAAGAUCACCUCUAGCAGAGACAAGGUCGUCAAGGGAGACGAUCUGAAACUUGAAUGCAUAGCCAGUAUCUGGAUCUACCGAAAAAUAAGCUUUCCCUGGAUGCCGUCAGCUUUGGCGUUGUAUAAUAACAGCGUGUUGGUGGAUAACACAACAGACACAACUCCUCUUAACACAACUGUUGUGUUAAACACUUCUACAACAGAUGUAGCUGUGUCCACUGAGAGCCCAAGGAUACAGAUUUUUGAAACAAGGACGGAGUACUCCUUUGUGAGGACAAUCGUGUUCCAUUCACUUCUGCCGGAGGAUGAGGGACUCUACUUCUGCAAUGGGACCAACUUUACAUCAAGUGUUACUGCUGACGUAUAUAAUCUGUCUCUGUUGCCUAUCAAGCCCCCAGCCCUGCUGGAUCAUACGUCGGGGGAGUUCAGCAUCAAGCAGCUGUCAUCCUUCUUCCUGGAUUGUGCCUUCGAUGGCUUCCCCAAACCCCAUGUCUCCUGGUAUAAGGACAGUGUCAAGCUCAAGGCUAACAACACCUUCAACAUCACCUUUACAUCCUUCCAGAAUGCUCGGCUGACUAUUGAGGAGGUAACCAAGAUCCAUGCAGGGUAUUACUACUGUGAAGGGGAAAACUAUGGAGGGAAAAUCCAGAGUUCCAACAUCACUCUGCUUGUUGGACAGCCAGUAUUGGCUGGUUUUACUGGAAUGCAUGUCGGAAUCGUUGUUGGCGUGGCAGUCGUCAUCGUGAUUAUCCUCAUCAUUGUCAUCAUCAAGGUCAGGAGUAUGAAGGCCGGAUAUCACAAGGAGUUGGAGCAGUGCCUGAUGCAGCCCAAGGGAGACUACAACCCAGACCUGCCCAUAGACGAGCAGACAGCCUGUCUCCCCUAUGACCCUAAAUGGGAAUUUCCUAAAGACAGACUUCGACUUGGUAUGAUCCUUGGUCAGGGAGCUUUCGGUCGGGUGAUGAAGGCCGAGGCGAUCGGUAUCAUGGAUUGUGAAGAUGUGUCUAUCGUGGCAGUCAAGAUGGUCAAAGACUGUACUGAUCGGGAACAAAUGAUGGCUCUGCUGUCAGAGCUGAAGAUCCUCAUCCACAUCGGUCAACAUCUUAAUAUUGUCAACCUUCUCGGAGCUGUCACCAAAAAUAUUCGCUUUGGUGAACUGUAUGUUCUUGUGGAGUACUGCCUGUUUGGAAACCUGCGCAACUACUUGAUCAAGAACCAGUCUUCCUUCAAGGACACAAUGGAAGAAUACACAGACCCUGCACUGGAGAAGAAACGUCAGGCUCAGAACGAGAAGCCAGUGCCAUAUUACGUCAACAAGGCUGCUGUGCCAGAAAACAGUGCUGAUCUGAUUGGUCCGGCACUGACAACAAAGAAUCUGAUUUGCUGGGCAUUUCAAGUAGCACGAGGGAUGGAAUACCUUGCAUCCAAGAAGUACAUCCACCGGGAUCUGGCAGCACGGAAUGUGCUCCUUGGGGAGGACAAUGUGGUCAAGAUCUGUGACUUUGGCCUGGCCAAGGACUGCUACAAGGACGCAGAAUACAAGAAGAAGGGGGAUGGUCCAGUUCCGGUCAAGUGGAUGGCCCUGGAGUCCUUCACACACAGGAUCUACACCACUAAGAGUGAUGUAUGGUCAUAUGGAGUCUUUAUUUGGGAGCUGUUUUCUUUAGGAGGAAACCCCUACCCUGGAGUUGAGAUAAACGAGAAGUUCAUAGGACUGCUGAAGUCUGGCUAUCGUAUGGAGAAACCUAAAUAUGCCUCCGAUGAGUUAUUCAAGAUUAUGGAGUUGUGUUGGCACGACGACCCGAACAUGCGGCCCUCCUUCUCCAGCCUUGUGUCAUCAAUGGGAGACUUCCUGGAAGCUAAUGUCAAACAGUACUACCUGGACCUCAACACCACAUAUGUGAAGAUGAUUGAUGAGACAGGAACAACAACCACCGCAGCUGCUGCCGGUGGUGCCGCCGCUGCUGAUGGGUACUUAAAGAUGAACGGGUCACCAGACUACACACCCAUGUGUCCAAGCUUAGCUGAACCGGAGUCCACUAGUCUUUCCGACCAUGAGGAUAACGAAGCCAAUCGCUAUAUGAAUCAGAAGAUGUGGCGGAAAGAGAAGUCCGAAGAAUAUGAACUGACACCCCUUCAUCGGCCACAUGGAGACAAGGAGAAGGCCCUGGAUAAGGCGAGGUCAGAGUCCCCAGUCCAGUUCCACACGCAAGCCGAUGUCCACAACCCUGAGGACAGCGACAGUGGUCACUCCAGCAGCUACGCGCCAGGGUCGUCACCGGUGGAAAACAAUGGCUACCUUGUGCCAAAGGCCCUGGACAGUGAGCCCCUGGUAUACCCAAUGGCUAAGCCCAAGCCAAUACCAAGCCAGGUUAACUAUCAACACAAGGAGAACUGCAGUAACGAGUCUGUGUGUACGUGUAGUUCAAGUGGGUUUGACUCGGACUAUCGCGAUGUGCCUCCGCCAGAUUAUACUGCAGUCAUGGAAGAUGCGUGCAGGCACUGAGAGUCAGUCGAUCGUCGAGAGACAGAGGUCAUACCAUAAAGGGAGACUAUCUUCAAAGGGACAUAACUCAAUGAGAGUGAGACAAUCAGGGAGAUUCAAACAUGUGAUGAUGAGCUUCACUGCUGUGGUGUUUGUUUGAGAAUUCUAGAGAGUGAAUUGUUGAUAUUGAUAUACAUGGACCAUGGCAUGUUGAUAUUAGUACAUAUGGACCAUGGCAUGUUGAUAUUGAUACACAUGGACCUUGGUGUGUUGAUAUUGAUAUAUGUGGACCAUGGCAUGUUGAUAUUGAUUGAUAUGGACCAUGGUGUGUAGUUGAUUGAUAAAUAUGGACCAUGGCAUGUUGAUAUUGAUUGAUAUGGACCAUGGUAUGUUGAUAUUGAUGUAUAUGGACCAUGGUGUGUUGAUAUUGAUACAGAUGGACCAUGGUGUGUUGAUAUUGAUACAUAUGGACCUUGGUAUGUUGAUAUUGAUAUAAGUGGACCAUGGUGUGUUGGUAUUGAUACAUAUGGACCUUGGUGUGUUGAUAUUGAUACAUACGGACCUUGGGGUGUUGAUAUUGAUGUAUAUGGACCAUGGUGUGUUGAUAUUGAUAUAUAUGCACCAUGGUGUGUUGAUAUUGAUACAUGUGGACCAUGGCAUGUUGAUAUUGAUGUAUAUUGACCAUGGUGUGUUGAUAUUGAUGUAUAUGGACCAUGGUGUGGUGAUAUUGAUACAUCUGGACCUUGGUGUCUUGAUAUUGAUGUAUAUGGACCAUGGUGUGUUGAUAUUGAUGUAUAUGGACCAUGGUGUGUUGAUAUUGAUGUAUAUGGACCAUGGUGUGUUGAUAUUGAUACAUCUGGACCUUGGUGUGUUGAUAUUGAUGUAUAUGGACCUUGGUGUGUUGAUAUUGAUGUAUAUGGACCAUCCUGUGUUUAUAUUGAUACAUAUGGACCAUGGUAUGUUGAUAUUGAUGUAUAUGGACCAUGGUGUGUUUAUAUUGAUGUAUAUGGACCAUGGUGUGUUCAUGUUGAUGUAUAUGGGCCAUGGUGUGUUUAUAUUGAUACAUAUGGACCAUGGUGUGUUUAUAUUGAUGUAUAUGGACCAUGGUGUGUUGAUAUUGAUGUAUAUGGACCAUGGUGUGUUUAUAUUGAUGUAUAUGGGCCAUGGUGUGUUUAUAUUGAUACAUAUGGACCAUGGUGUGUUGAUAUUGAUGUAUAUUGACCAUGGUGUGUUGAUAUUGAUGUAUAUGGGCCAUGGUGUGUUGAUAUUGAUACAUAUGGACCAUGGUAUGUUGAUAUUGAUGUAUAUGGACCAUGGUGUGUUGAUAUUGAUGUAUAUUGACCAUGGUGUGUUGCUAUUGAUAUAUAUGGACCAUGGUGUGUUGAUAUUGAUAUAUAUGGACCAUGGUUUGUUGAUAUUGAUAUAUAUGGACCAUGGUGUGUUGAUAUUGAUAUAUAUGGACCAUGGUUUUAGUUGAACAGAAACUCUCAAGUUGAAGUAAGCGAAGGGUGGGAACAGAUUUGUCUGUUUUUAAUGGAAAUGAGAUUGUGUAUAAAGCGCAUGAUGAUGAAGAGAUCUUUCAUUAGUCAGAAAGAGCUUCAGAAUAUGUUAGAAACAAAUGGCAUAGUAAUAUGCUCAAGAUUUGAAUCACCAGCAUAAUAUAUUGUGUAAUGGGUAGCCUAUGCCAUUCAUGUGCUCUGGUCAGGUAGGCUGAUAUACACAUAUUACAUAUAUAUAUAUAUUUAUAUAUACAAGAAAGAACCAUGUCUAGGUUUAGUGCAUGCGAUGUUGAAUACUUGUGGCCUAGGAUACACUGGUGAGUGUGAGCUGGAGUAGGCUUGCCAUCUACAAGGGUGUAACCAUGCAGUGAUACAAGGCUUGAGAUGCCGAUGUUGUACAAUACAAGGUACAUGAUACAAGAUGCUAUGUAAUACAAUGCAAGGGGAGCGAUACAGAUAUUGUACAAUAAUACAAGGUACAUGAUACAAGAUGCUAUGUAAUACAAUGCAAGGGGAGCGAUACAGAUAUUGUACAAUAAUACAAGGUACAUGAUACAAGAUGCUAUGUAAUACAAUGCAAGGGGAGC